This is a messenger RNA of Phyllostomus hastatus (greater spear-nosed bat), 7038 nucleotides long. It is a transcript of the gene ZNF341, whose product is annotated as zinc finger protein 341. NCBI's taxonomy places the organism in Eukaryota, Metazoa, Chordata, Mammalia, Chiroptera, Phyllostomidae. Bases 104 to 2668 code for a protein of 854 amino acids. The record is from RefSeq and is a predicted model, not a curated record. The transcript has 15 exons.
CGGCUCCGGCCUCGCCGCCGCCGCCGCCGCCGCCGCCGCGGCUCCCACAAUGCUCGCGUAGCCCGGCUUCAGCUCCCGUGGUGGCGGCGGCGGCGGCUCCAAGAUGGCGCAGACGAUCUUCGAGGCCCUGGAGGGAAUGGACAAUCAGACCGUCCUGGCUGUCCAGUCAUUGUUGGAUGGCCAAGGAGCAGUCCCUGAUCCAACGGGCCAGAGUGUCAACGCACCCCCUGCUAUCCAGCCACUGGAUGAUGAGGAUGUCUUUCUUUGUGGGAAGUGUAAGAAGCAGUUCAACUCACUGCCGGCGUUUAUGACCCACAAGCGGGAACAGUGCCAGGGGAAUGCCCCGCCCCUGGCCACAGUGUCUUUGGCCACCAACAGCAUCUACACACCUUCAGCAGCACCCACAGCAGUCCAGCAGGCCCCACCUCCUGCAAAUCGCCAGAUCUCUACGUACAUCACAGUGCCCCCAUCCCCACUGAUCCAGACCUUGGUGCAGGGGAACAUCUUGGUGAGCGACGACAUGCUCAUGUCUGCUAUGUCAGCUUUCACAUCCCUGGACCAGCCCAUGCCACAGGGCCCCCCGCCCGUGCAGAGCAGCCUGAGCAUGCAUUCUGCACCCAGCUACCUCGCCCAGCCUCCGCCACCCCCACCACCCCCUCCACCACUGCCCCCACCCCCACCACCUCAACCCCCACCACCCCCACCUCAGAGCCUGGGUCCCCCUGGGCGUCCCAACCCCGGUGGGACUGGUGUGGUGGAGGUGUACAGUGCCACGGCACCCCUGGCUGGAAGUGGAACAGUGGAGAUCCAGGCAUUGGGAAUGCCACCCUACCCACCCCUUGAGGUGCCAAACCAGUGUGUGGAGGCUCCAGUGUACCCCACCCCCCCAGUGUACAGCCCCGGCAAACAGGGAUUCAAACCAAAAGGACCUGACCCCACUGCCCCCUUGACCAGCGCCACUGGGGGCACGGUGGCCACCUUUGACUCCCCACCAGUGCUGAAGACCCGACGGGCCAAAGGUGCCAGUGGACUCCCAGAAGCUGCAGGGAAGCCAAAGGCUCAGAAACUCAAGUGCUCAUACUGUGACAAGUCAUUCACCAAAAACUUCGACCUGCAGCAGCACAUCCGAAGCCACACUGGGGAGAAGCCCUUCCAGUGCAUUGCCUGCGGCCGUGCCUUUGCCCAGAAGUCCAAUGUCAAGAAACACAUGCAGACUCACAAGGUGUGGCCUCCAGGGCGCAGUGGUGGUACCGUCUCUCGCAACUCUGUGACCGUACAGGUCAUGGCCCUGAACCCCAGCCGGCAGGAGGAUGAGGAAAGCACAGGGAUGGGCCAGACGCUGUCGAGUGCCCCACAGCCCCCGGCUUUGCCCACAGCAGGUGAGGAUGAGGGGGACAAGCUGGAGGCCAAGCAGGUGGUCCUCAUUGAUAGCUCCUACCUGUGCCAGUUCUGCCCCAGCAAGUUCAGCACAUACUUCCAGCUCAAGUCCCACAUGACCCAGCAUAAGAAUGAGCAGGUGUACAAGUGUGUGGUCAAAAGCUGCGCCCAGACGUUCCCGAAGCUCGACACGUUCCUGGAGCACAUCAAGAGCCACCAGGAGGAGUUGAGCUACCGCUGCCAUCUCUGCGGCAAGGACUUUCCCUCGCUGUACGACCUGGGCGUGCACCAGUACUCCCACAGCCUCCUGCCACAGCACAGCCCCAAGAAGGACAGCACAGUCUACAAAUGUGUCAAAUGUGUCAACAAAUACUCUACCCCUGAGGCCCUGGAACACCACCUGCAGACCGCCACUCACAACUUCCCUUGCCCGCACUGCCAAAAGGUGUUUACUUGCGAACGCUACCUGCGGCGUCACCUGCCCACACAUGGCAGUGGGGGCAGGUUCAAGUGUCAGGUGUGUAAGAAGUUCUUCCGGCGGGAGCACUACCUCAAACUGCAUGCUCACAUCCACUCAGGUGAGAAGCCCUACAAAUGCUCAGUGUGUGAGUCUGCAUUCAACCGCAAAGACAAACUGAAGAGACACAUGUUGAUCCAUGAGCCAUUCAAGAAAUACAAAUGCCCCUUCUCGACACACACAGGCUGCAGUAAGGAGUUCAACCGGCCAGAUAAGCUAAAGGCUCAUAUCCUCUCUCACUCUGGCAUGAAGCUCCACAAGUGCGCCCUGUGCAGCAAGUCCUUCAGCCGCCGCGCCCAUCUCGCUGAGCACCAGCGUGCCCACACGGGCAACUACAAGUUCCGCUGUGCUGGCUGUGCCAAGGGCUUUUCCCGCCACAAAUACCUCAAGGAUCACCGCUGUCGCCUCGGCCCUCAAAAGGAUAAGGACCUGCAAGCCCGGCGACCCUCCCGGAGGAGGUCGGCUCCCCGCAGUGGCAGCAGUGGCGGGCACAAGGUGGUGGCACCCGUGCCUGACCCACUGGGGCUGGAGGAGUUGAAGGACACCGGGGCUGGGCCAGUGCCCGAGGCUGUCCCAGGGAAGCCACCCUUCUCGGAGCCGGAUGCCGUGCUGUCCAUUGUAGUGGGUGGCACGGUGGGCACCGAACCUGAGCUGGUAGUGCCUGGGCAUGCUGAAGGCCUGGGCCCCAACCUGGCACUGGCAGAGCUGCAGGCAGGGGCCGAUGGCCCCUGUGCCAUGCUUGCUGUGCCUGUCUACAUCCAGGCCUCGGAGUGAGGGACCCGUGGUGUCUGCUCCCAUGGCCCAGCCUGAUGCGCGCCUUUGAGUCUACAGCCUCUGAGGAAGCGAGCUGUCAGCUCAGUGGAAAACCUUUUGGAAUGUCACUUAUAAACCCUGGCCCAUGACCACCCUGCUGUAUCCCCUAUCCUUCUGGAAAGCUCUGUGGUGUUCUGGGACCUGGGGCAGGGCUGCCUGUGGCUUCCAGGCAGGGGUGAUGGCAAGAUAGAUGGCUGAGCCUGAGUGGCCCAGGGUCUGGCUGGGUCCAGGCUUGCAGUUGGGCUGCCUAACAGAGAAGACAGGGUAGUCCCGCCACCCACUCCGGGCUGCCUUAGGGGAAGCCCGACAUGGUCAGGGCCUGUAUCUGUUGUACCUUUUUACAUAAGGCUCCUCACAGGAUCCCCAGAUGAAUCUGUGAUGUAGGCAUUUAGGAGGUACUCAAAUGUUGUGGUGAGUGUGCAACUAUCAGCCCAGUCUGGCUUCAAAUCCAAGCGCUGUCACUCACUUGCUGUGUGACCUUGGGUAAGUCACUUCACCUCUCUAAGCCCUGUGUUCCUCAUCUGUGCAAUGAGGCUUAUGACAAUACUACCUCAUAGGGCUGUCAUGAGGAUCUGGUCUGAUGAAAUAAGCAAAGGAUUCACAUAGUGCCUGGCACUUGAAAAGUGCUCAAUAAAUAUUUUUAUCAAAAUGUGUAUCCGCAUGGCUCAAGCCAUAGCUUCGGCAGUCCCUAUGUGGCAGCGUUCUCCCCACCAAAGUGUGUGGGGGCUAAGGGCUCCAUGGACCCUCACGCAGGACUGUGCUACCCCAGUAGCCAUGGGGAGGUUUUGUGUUCCCAGAAUGACUGUUUCAGAACAUAGCCCUUGGAAACACGCAGCAGAAGGAGUUUCUACUCACUUUUGAAAAUGCAGGGUCCUGGGCCUCACCCCCAAGCCCUUUGGAAUCAGAAACACUGACUAGAGCCAGAGGUCCAUCUCGAGCAGGCCUCUGGAUGGCCACAGAUGCCCCUGCGUCCAGCAUUUCCUCCCCCAUCCGCCUCCUUCCAGGGGGAAGCAAACCAGGCUCACUGGGAGGGAGGGAGAGAGAGAGAAGGGGCCUUGGCUGAGUUUCUCAUUUAUUUUCACAACCAUCCUUCUGGGCCACACUCCCUCAGUUAUAAGAGAGGACACUGAGGCUCAAGACUGAACAGGGUGAGGCAUUGGAGAACUGUUGGGCUCAGUUUGAUAACUGAGUUUCCUUGAAAGCUGACACAUCCCUCUGACAUCUGUGCUGGGGCCCUUUGCCACAUCCUCAGGAAGGGUAGGAUGCAAGGGAGGGACAAGCGAGGCAGCAGUGCACAGCGGAGGGGGUGAGGGUCUUAGUGUACGCUGCCCUCAGAAAAGCUAGGAGAGGGACUGAUAGAGACAGGAUGUCUCUUUGGAAGAAGUAACAUUUGAGCUGGGCCUUCAUAUGGAGUGUUUUAACUCCUGGGUAGUUAGGGGAAGGCAAGGUAUGAGCCAUGACUUCGAGUUAUGACAGUGCAAGGCCUGUUGUACUCUGGUGCCAGUGAAUGGUCCAAGGUGACCAGAGAUUUGGACGCAGUGGGUAGAUCAUGAUAAUUGCUGUUACAUUCAAGUCUCCACGUGGACAUAUUAUGGGCACUAUACUAAGUCUUUUAUUUCAUAUUACCUCAGCCCCAUUAGGUGAGAAUUGCUGCUUUUCUUAUUUUACAGAUGAGGAAGCAGAGGCACAGAAAGGCAAAGUUCUUUGCCCAAGCUCAUACAGCUAGUAAGUCACAGAGCUGGGAUUCAGGCUGGGGAGGCUUGUCUCCAUGUGCUGUUAGCCACUCUGCUCUGUUGAAAUAUGGGCUGAUACUGAAUCAGAGAUCCUUGGAUGCUGGGUUAAGGAAUUUGGACUUUAUUCUCUAUAUAAUGGAUGAGUCAUGGGAGGCAUUAAACAUUUUAAAAACUUGUGACAUUAAAGGAAAUGUUAAAAACCACAUUUUUAUCCUAAUACGGCUAUUUAAAUUAUAUUUCUGCCUCUUCCUGCCAGUGUACACAUGAAUGCACAUUUACCAGAAUCAUGAGGAUUAACGUUUAUUAGGCACUUAUGUUAUGCGGUGCCUGGCAUGUCUUAAACACUUCGAGGUAGGUGAUGUUUUUAAUCUCAUUUUAUACCUGAGAUGAGGCAACAGGCUCAGUGAGGUUAAGCAACCCCAAGUCAUGUGGCAGUUGGUGGCGGAGCCAGGUCACAGAACAUAUCAAGGUCAGGUCUGACAUUUAAUAGAUGCAGAGUUGGACUACAGGGGAGGAGGCUAAGGCAAUUUUGGGGUUCUUGUAGCUGAACCUCUCCUACAUUGACAGAUGGGGAUAUUGAGGCCCAAGAGGGGAAGACCCUUAGUGAAGGGUCACUCAGGACCCCAGGGUUUCUUACAGAGCCCCAAGGUACUGGAUAGAAUGUAGUGUAAAUGGGCUGUCCCACAGAUUUUAGCAUCUGGAAGAGCAGGGUUUGAAUCUUGGUUCUGCCCCCUCCUGGCUGUGUGCCUGUGGCAAGGCACUUCAUCUCUCUGAACCUCCCUGUCCUCAUAUGUCAAACGGGGAGAAUAAAUAGUAUCUACCCAAAGAAAUUGUCACAGUUCAGAGGGAGAACUCAGGUAAAGUAAAGAUCACAAACUGGCAGCUUGUAGGUUGAUUCUAGCCUACAGAGAAACUUUGUUUAGUUUUCAGUGUUUUAAAAAAUGAGCCAACAUUUAAAAAUAAUGAAAUAUAAAACCUACUGUAAUGGUAAAAAGUGAGAUGCAUUCUCUUUGUGUUAAGAACAAGACAGGGAUGCCUUCUAUCAUGACACCAACAUUAUUUUAGAGGCCUAGCCAAAGCAAUAAGUCAAGAAAAAGAAGUAAAUGGUAUAGGGAUCAGAAAUGGUGAAAUAAUAGCGAGUAUGCUGAAAUAAUUACAAGAUCAAUAUAUAAAAAUUUACUGUGUUCCUAUAUCCAGAAACAAUUAGAAAAUUUAAUUAAAAUUGGGAGAUUUUACCUAAAAACCUGGAUUUCUGACUUCUAAAUUUAAAAUUGGCGUCUUUCCCAGUGGGGCAGCAGUUAGGUGCAGCUGCUAGCCAGGCCCUUUCAGCGGGCACGUGCAUUCCAUAUGGCCAUAGUUAUCCUUCACUGCUGCCUCCCAUUGUAGCUGAAUGCCAAUUUCUACUCACUGUACUUAUGUCGAUUUGUCUUAGAGUAGAGAAGUAUUUCUAAUUUCCCAUGUCCCUCAAAGGUGGGAAAACAAGAUGGCUAGAGAGGAUCAUAUGAUUUUUCAUGGUCUUGGACUACUUUACUCAUCCAUUUCACUGUCUGGACUUUGUGGGUAUAUGACUUGGGGAUCCCUGUAAGUCCUGCUUCCUUUCCUCCCUUCCCUGUCCAGUCUUCUGUCUGCCUCUGCCUCUCAGCUAGUCGGCCUCAGUUUCUCUACCAAUAAAUGUGGGGGAUUGAGUUGUGGCUAACUUUACUGUCUAUUAAGCGCCAAGCCCUGUGUUCCAUGCCUUAUUUACUCGUCACUGAGUCCUCAGGACGCCCCUCAGAAGCAAGCUGUCUUAUUAUGCUCAGUUUACAGAUGCAGAAACCAAGGCUCAGAGAGGUGUAGUAACCUGCCCAAGGACUCAUAGCCAGAAUACAUGGAGCUGGACUUCAAACCCAGGAUUCCAAAGUCCCUGCCUUGUCUUAGGAUCGCUAAAGCCCUCACCUGCCCUCGUGAGCUGGGGUUUUAUUUGGAACCGCUUCUUUGAGGCUCCAACCCCUGUUCAUCUCCUUGGCCACCAUUACCCUGUUCAGGCUGCCAACCUCUUUCGCAUGGGUGACUGUAUCAGCCCUCUCUUUGGCCUCCCUGCUUUCCCUCACCAUGAUCCAUUUUCUUGACAGCAACCCAACAGAUCUUUCUAGACCUGAAUCAGAUUGUGCCACUUUCUGGCUUUUAAAGAUUUUUUUAAAAGCCUCUAGUGGCUUUUGAUUUCUCCCUGAAUGAAAUAUAAAGUUUUUUUCUGUAGAUUUCAAGGUUCCACCUGAUGCCGCCCUCAUCUGCUACCACUCGUCUCUCAUUCCAGCCACACCUGCUGUCUCACUGCUCCUCCAUCAUAUAAGCUGGGUCCUGCCUUAGAGCUUUUGCACUUGCUGUUCCCUCUGUCUACAACUUUUUCCCCCUGGAUCUUCAUAUGGCUGGCUCUCUCACUCCAUUCACCUUGGUCCAAAAUUCAUUCCCUCUGAGAGGCCCUCCAAUCUGUCUACAAUAGCUCCCAUCCCUCCCCCAUCACAAUCUAAUUCCUUAUACUGCUUCAUUUAAAAAAAUAUUUUUUUAAAGAUUUUAUAUUAGAGAGGAAGGAAGAAAAUAUUGAUGUGAGAGAGAAACAUU